UGGUUGUCUACCCUGACACCAGAAAACAAAAAAAUUAUUAGUCAUUUUUCACAUUUUUCAAAUUGAAUUUUGUUGAUUAUUCAUGCGGUAUGGCCGAUUUUAAAGUAAUUACAUCUGAUUUUGUGAGACUUCACAUAAGCACUUCGAAAGACGAUGUUUCGUUUGAAGAAAAGCGAUUUCCUAAGGACAUAACCAUAUCGGACCUAAAGGCAAAACUCGAGUUAAUAACAGGAGGCAAUUGCAAUACGAUGCAAAUUGAAGCGUACAACAAGGAUAAUAAGCACAUUUGUUCACUUUCAAACAAUGAGGCUUUGCUUGGUUCUUAUCCCUUGGACGAUGGAAUGAGACUACACGUGAUUGACCAGUUUAAUAUACGCAAUGAGCUUGAUUUUGGAGAUGUGCCUAAAUAUGAGUUACCCGAGGAAGAGUACAAUAAAAAGACAGAUUCAGUCAAGGCAUUUUUAAUGAAAAAUAAAAUGGGGCAAUAUAACGAGGAGAAUAUAAAAAAGAAAGAAAAGCAAAUGUCAGAGGAAAAACAACUGGCAGAAAGCACGCCAAUUGGUUCAAGAUGCAAAGUUACUGUAGCCAAUGCUCCCUGCAGACUUGGCACUGUGAUGUACACAGGGCCUGUUGAGACCUUACCUGGAUAUUGGAUAGGGGUCAAGUAUGACGAACCUUUGGGCAAAAACGAUGGAACAUUUAAAGGCAAGAAAUAUUUUGAAUGUGCUAAUAAUUAUGGCGCCUUUGUUAAGCCACACAACGUUGAAUGUGGCGACUUCCCUGAGGAAGAUUACGACUUGAACGAGGAAAUAUGAUUGAGCAUUUUAACCUUUACCCUCACGAUUUUACAUCUAGAAAAUCGUAAGUUUUGUGCACUUCUGCGAUUAUUAAUGGUCUAGAAAUGUCAAAUGGUUUGAUUAAUUUUCGGAAAAUUUGAUAAAUAAUGCAAAGUUGGGUAAAAUUAAAACUUUUUAGUAGCUCAUAAAA
Messenger RNA from Tribolium castaneum (red flour beetle), 987 nucleotides. It is a transcript of the gene TBCB, whose product is annotated as Tubulin-binding cofactor B. NCBI's taxonomy places the organism in Eukaryota, Metazoa, Arthropoda, Insecta, Coleoptera, Tenebrionidae. Gene Ontology annotation, molecular function: microtubule plus-end binding; alpha-tubulin binding. The record is from RefSeq and is a predicted model, not a curated record. Gene Ontology annotation, biological process: tubulin complex assembly; post-chaperonin tubulin folding pathway; cytoplasmic microtubule organization. Bases 90 to 815 code for a protein of 241 amino acids. Gene Ontology annotation, cellular component: cytoplasm; microtubule plus-end; nucleus. The transcript has 5 exons.